AUGUCCGCCACAACGAAGGCCGAACCUGAAGCAGCGGCAGUUCAACGCCAGCAGAAGGUGAGAUGGUACCGGUCCACCUUCUAUAACAUGACCAUUCUUGGUCUGUGUAAUUUCGCGGCGCCAGGAAUAUGGGGCGCAAUGAACUCCCUGGGCGGCGGCGGCGCGCAAAGGCCAUACCUGGUCAAUACCGCCAAUGCAUUGACGUUCUGCCUCAUGGUUGUCUCAUGCUGGGUAUCCAGUGCGCUUGUUCACUACAUCGGAAUCAAAGGCGCCCUGAUAUUUGGAACAUUUGGGACAGAGUGGCUAGUGAUCCUGGGCGCAGCUCUCUGUGGCAUCUCCGCCGGCGUGUUUUGGAUGGCCGAAGCUGCCAUUGCAAUCGCAUAUCCUGAGCCGUGGAACCAAGGCAAGGCUCUUGGCUACUGGCUGACAUAUCGCCUCGCAGGGCAGAUUCUAGGUGGCGCGAUCAACCUGGGACUAAACGCAGAAAAAGACGAGGCCGGGAAGGUCUCGUAUACUGUGUUCUUAAUCUUUAUUGCACUGCAAGCUUCUGGUCCCCUUGUGGCCUUGUUGCUGAACCGACCACAUCAAGUAGAACGGAAGGAUGGUCAAAAGGUCGACCUGUCCAUUCUCGACGACCCCUGGAGGGAAAUUAUUCGCACAACGAGGCUGUUUUUCAGCAACAAGUUCCUUCUUAUUGUGCUGUUUAUUGGCCAGGCUGUGUUUGCUGAGGCUGUCUUUUUCACUUAUCUGUCUCUCUGGUUCUCGGUCCGGGCCAGAGCAUUGGGGUCAUUUCUAUCCGGCAUUAUCGCUGUAAUCGGUGGAAAUCUACUCGGGGGAGCGUGGUGGACGUGGGCAACAGUUCUAGUCACCAAAUUUCGACAUACUCAGCCGACGUACGACUGGUCCACCCCGGGAUUCGCGGCUGCAUUCUUGGUCUUUGUCUUCCUUACUCUAGGCUUCCAAGUAAACUACCUUUUCUUGUACUUCAUCAUUCAAAACAUUUCCACAGAUAAUAGUGAGGUUGUUCGAUAUGCGGCGCUUCUUCGAGGUACGGAAUCGGCUUGGCAAGCCGUCAGCUAUGGCUUGUCAUCCAUUACCAUCAUGGCCCAAGUUGGUGGCGUAUAUGUCAACUUUGCGUUGUGGGCUGUAUCCAUUGUGCCAGCUUGGCUCAUUGUGCGACAUUUUGGAACUAUUGCGCUCUACGGGGUGCCCCGGGUAGCAGGCGGCAUAUCGCAUAAUACGAUAAUUGAUGAGGCUGCGUACGUCGGACUCUUUGAUGCAUGUGACAAAUCCGAGGCAUUGGAGCCGGUGGCGUUUGGUGUCACUGGACACAGCGAUCAGCCUCAAAUCAGCGUGGAAACGGCGGCAUGA
Metarhizium acridum CQMa 102 is the source of this 1371-nucleotide messenger RNA. Lineage: Eukaryota; Fungi; Ascomycota; Sordariomycetes; Hypocreales; Clavicipitaceae. The record is from RefSeq and is a predicted model, not a curated record.